This is a messenger RNA of Theobroma cacao (cacao), 652 nucleotides long. RefSeq names its product Methyltransferase-related protein. NCBI's taxonomy places the organism in Eukaryota, Viridiplantae, Streptophyta, Magnoliopsida, Malvales, Malvaceae. The record is from RefSeq and is a predicted model, not a curated record.
CUGCAACAACGCGGUUUCCAUAUAUCAUACUUUUUUUACAUAGGCACUGGCUGCCUUAAAAAAGAAAAUUCCUCCCCAUUUGUUCCAUUGUCUUUCUUUACAUUCUCAACGAAUCUAAUCUGUCAUCGGAUAACAGAGAAAAAGAAAAUUUUCGGGUUUGUUGGAAUCUUCAUCUCUUUGUUUCUCUCAUUGAAGAAAACCCAAGGCAGAGAGAUUGUUUUCCAUUGGCUUGAAAGAAAGAAAAAAGAGGAGCAAUGUGUCCUAUGAGGUUCUUGCUGGUGUUCUUCUCUGCAGUUUUAGCAGGGUAUGUUGCAUGGAGGACGGUUCGUUCAUCAUCUGACAUCGACGAUGUAGUUUCUGAGGAUUCCGACAAGAUGGUUGCCAAAGAUAAACAAGAAUUCAGUUUCAGAAGGAUGGUUCAGAAUGGAUUCUGGGUAUUUGUUGACAUGGCUAGUGGGAGGUAUCUGUGGAGGAAUCUCAAGGAAAUGAAGAUGGAUGAAAAAGUAAAGAACAUUUGACAGUUUUGACAUAUUGUAGAAGUAUGCUCUAGCUAGUUUUUUCUUCUGUAAUCAAUAACUGUACCAUACAAACAUGUUAAUUCUUUCUUGUUCAUUUCCAAGAGAUGAAAUUUUCACUCAUUCUUAGAUCUUUA